CGUUGCUGCUCUCAGGAGACCCCAAAGUUGUCAAACGGGUUAUGAAGGAAAUGUUGCAUGUUUUAUGACACCAUACCAUGUUUGAACUUGGAAUGCAGCACGUCUGUGACAAGAAAACAUCAUUUUAUUGAUGCAACGUUGAGGUCAGGUUGGGGUUGCUGUGUGGGAAUGGGAGCUUUCCCUCGCUGGUCCAAAUGGCGAGUAAAGGGAGCGACGAGGUGGACAAACUGAAGACAAAGUUCAUGUCAAUGUGGUACAGUGUGAAGUACAGUUGGGCACUUAAAUCCAAGACUGCAUUUAGUAGAAAAUCCCCAGUGUUUCUUCUUGGGAAGUGCUAUAAUUUACAGGCAGAAGAUAAAUGUGCCACUGUAGACUUGCUUGAAGGCUCUGAGAACCUCGUCAUGGGGAACUUAGAGGCUUUCCGACAGGAUUUUGCAUCUCGUUUGUGGCUGACGUACCGGGAAGAUUUCCCUCCACUGCCAGGCAGCACCCUGACCACAGACUGUGGCUGGGGCUGCAUGCUGAGGGCUGGGCAGAUGAUUAUGGCUCAGGGUCUUGUUCUGCACUUCUUGGACAGAGACUGGAUUUGGCCAGAGGCGCACUCCCUCGAGGCCUUAGAUGUAGAAACGCGGACCAGCACAGCGGCUAAGCGAUUUGUCGCCUCUCUGCAGAGCACAUCCAGGAUUUCUGAAAGCAGACUGUCUCUUGUACCUCAAGCCCAAGCAGAAGAAGCAGAUGCACAGUUAAAGGAGAUGUACCACAGAAAUCUGGUGUCCUGGUUUGCAGACAUCUCCUCAGCUCCACUGGGUCUGCACAGACUGGUUCAUUUAGGAAUGAGGAUUGGAAGACGGGCAGGGGACUGGUACGGUCCAGGGAUGGUGUCACACAUGUUGAAGGAUGCUGUCAAGGAAGCGAUGGAGCCUGGCUUGGAGGGUAUAACUGUCUACGUCUCCCAGGACUGCACAGUGUACGAUGAGGAUGUCCUGGACUUGCACAAGGCUGUGAAAGCAGGAGAAGCCUCUGGUGAGACAGCAGCCAGUCCUCCUGUUGCAGAACACAGCCAACUGUCAACCUCCACACCGCCAGAGUACCAAGCAGUCAUCAUCCUCAUCCCUGUGAGGCUGGGAGGAGACAAGACAAACCCAGAGUAUUUUGACUUUAUAAAAAAGAUAUUGCGUCUGGAGUACUGCAUAGGCGUCAUUGGAGGGAAGCACAGGCAGGCCUUCUACUUUGUGGGAUUUCAAGACGACAGCUUGAUUUACAUGGACCCUCAUUACUGUCAGUCUUUUGUGAAUGUCAGCGCCAGCGAUUUCCCUCUCCAGUCAUACCAUUGCCCCUCACCAAAGAAGAUGCCUUUCAGCAAGAUGGAGCCAAGCUGCUCUAUAGGUUUCUACUCUAGGAAUCCUCAAGAUUAUCAGAGAUUCAGGGAAGAAAUGUCCAAGUUGGUGGAGCCGUCACUGCAGGGGAAAUAUCCGGUGUUUACUUUUAUGCAAGGUCGCAGCGCAGAGCAGGAAUGCCCCUUUAGGGAAAGGUACAGAACCUUCGCCACAGUUGGAGACUUUGUGCUUCUCUGACAGCCCAGUUUGGUACAAGAAAUGUUCACACAUAACAAUCCUAGCUGUUGAAAUUCUCUGCAUUAUGUCUGGCAGUGCAAACAGUGAAUUAUUUUUGGGAAGUUCAUUGACAUGUGUUCUACUGACUCUAAAUUCAUAUUUUUUUAAAAUGCAGAAUUAAUAAGAAAUGUGUAUAUUUUGCAUCACUAUUUGUAUUUUUGUAGUCGGUAUGUUUUUGUCAAAGUGGUUCAGACCUUAAGUUGGGUUUCAUUUGUAAAAUUGAUGUAAAAAACAAAAUCCAACUUUGGAAGGUCAAACGCACAGAUGAAAUCACAGCUUGCACUGCUUUUGAUAGAACAUUGUUUUGUCUAAACUAGCUGAAGUCUGCAGAGUGAUUUAAAAGCCAUAAUAUUUUGAACAAAAUUAUAAGUCAUUUUAAAAGUUUUUUAAUUUUUUUUAAAUGAAACCCAAGGUUUAGGAUUUAGUCAUAUUAGUAUAACUCUGACUUGGUCCUGUUCUUUCAAUUCCAACAGUGUCAUGCAAACGUGUUUAGAAUAGGAACGUGGUGCUAGUAAAUACUAAGUCAUGUUGUGCCAACUUACAAUAGUAGUGCAACCUAAAUUUGACUUGUUCAGUUUGUCAUGAUUUAUCAAAAAGUAUACAAACUUGUAUCCAAUUACACUACAUAAUUGAGUAAACAAAAAUCAUCAAAUGGACCCAAGUCAGAAUUUCAAGAAUAACACAAACUCUGGCCUCAAGUUCAGUGGUAGCAGCAGUGCAAAAAAAUUAUUUGACCAUUAUAAACACAUAGUAAUAGACUGUAUCUUCUGGACAACAUGUUGCCACUUGACAAAAUGAAAAAAAUGUAUGGUGGUAACUCAUGAUGUCAGUAAUGAGACGCCUGAGCUCUGAACAAAAAAUCUGCUUUUUAAACUCGAUUAGUUGGGUUUGAUGUACCCAGAUCCAGGUUUUGACUUCAUAGGUAAAAGACAUAGUAGCAUAAAUAACCAAAAAAUAUUUAUUCCUGGCUUACUGUCUAAUUCUCCCCAGUUAAUAAGUUAUUCUUAAAUGUAUUCAUUGUUACUGUAAUAAGUGGUGCUUUUGCAGUUUUAGAAUCAUGGAUCUAGAGCUGUGAAUCCCAAACUUUGUAUGCUAGCCACACAGAGGCACAAUUUAAAUAACUUAAGGCAUUAAUGUUCAAUAUAAAAUUUCAUCUUUGUUUUUUGUAGCUUUUACAUCAAAUACAUUUUGCCAUGUUUCUUUGAGUUCUGUAAAAUGUUUUUAAGACUGUACACUGAGUGAUUUGUAACACUGUGAGGUAUCGAACCACUGAUCUAGAGUAUUUACAAUGUGUUCCAGGUAAAGUGAAUGCCUUAAAUAUUUCACUACUUCAGCACCUUAAGUGAAGUCCAAGUGCUAUUUAAAAGUAGAGUGUUUUAUAUUCUGUACUUUCUAUUAAUCUAGAUUAAACUCUGAAACAUAUGAAGGAAAAAAUGCACACAUUGAGGGAAGUUCUUCACAAUUCAGCACAGAGUUCACUUGGGUUAUAGUAGAGCUUUUUUGGGGGGCGGGUUCUCAGCAAUAAUAUACCAGUCUUGUGUGACACUAUACCUCUAAUGUGCUUUGAUCUCAAGUGGAAGAUUGCUGGUGUGACUAUUUAUGAACAGCACAUUCCCAUCAGCAUGAAUCACUUGAAUCAAAGUCAAAAAAUUGCAAUAUAAAGACUUGUACUGUAUGAAUAACUUUUUGUCUGGUACAUUUGACACUGCUGUAAAUAUCUUCCAAAUAUUCUGAUGCUUUUCCACUUAUUUCCCUGAGUUCCAACAGUGAAUAAGUGAAAUUUACUGUUCCAUAGUUACAGAAGCUAACAUUUACAUGAAGUACACUAGCUGUGUCCAAAUGUCAUUGUCACUUAAACACUAAAAUAUUCUUUUAUAAAAAUGUUUUCUGUAAAUUAACUUUAAAAUGUGAAAAUAUUGUCUAAAGUUGAACAA
Messenger RNA from Poeciliopsis prolifica (blackstripe livebearer), 3547 nucleotides. RefSeq names its product autophagy related 4C, cysteine peptidase (gene atg4c). Lineage: Eukaryota; Metazoa; Chordata; Actinopteri; Cyprinodontiformes; Poeciliidae. The coding region runs from base 195 to 1574 and encodes 459 amino acids. The transcript is spliced from 11 exons. Gene Ontology annotation, molecular function: protein-phosphatidylethanolamide deconjugating activity. The record is from RefSeq and is a predicted model, not a curated record.